Messenger RNA from Galleria mellonella (greater wax moth), 2303 nucleotides. Its product is annotated as forkhead box protein D3-like. NCBI's taxonomy places the organism in Eukaryota, Metazoa, Arthropoda, Insecta, Lepidoptera, Pyralidae. The record is from RefSeq and is a predicted model, not a curated record. Gene Ontology annotation, biological process: anatomical structure morphogenesis; regulation of transcription by RNA polymerase II; cell differentiation. Bases 74 to 970 code for a protein of 298 amino acids. Gene Ontology annotation, molecular function: DNA-binding transcription factor activity, RNA polymerase II-specific; RNA polymerase II cis-regulatory region sequence-specific DNA binding. The transcript has a single exon.
GCGAGAUGGGGCUCCGCCGCAGUCCGCGCCGCGCCACGCGCCCACACGCACCACUGUCAUGUGACCGUACAGUAUGGAAGAUUGUGAUCUUACCCAAUACCGCGAUAUGAUCAUCGAAGGUGAUUUACCACUGGACUUGCGACCGCCGCCGAGGCUUUAUUUACCCCAUUACCUCCGCGACGAUAACCCCGAGUACCCACAGGACGACACGUAUGUAUCCGUCGACGAAGACACCCCUGAAGUGCCGCCGCCGUCCAGUGACUCUGACAGAUACGAAGCGUCAAGUCCUAGUGACACCAAGUCUAGUUCACCGAAGAAGCCCAAAAUCAAGUCGUCCUCACAACUCAUUAAACCGCCUUAUUCUUACAUUGCUCUUAUCACAAUGGCCAUCCUACAGUCCCCACACAAGAAACUCACGCUCAGCGGUAUAUGUGAAUUUAUCAUGACCAGAUUUCCUUACUACAGAGAGAAGUUCCCGGCCUGGCAGAAUUCGAUCAGGCACAAUUUAAGUCUUAAUGAUUGUUUUAUAAAGAUCCCUAGGGAGCCUGGAAAUCCAGGUAAAGGCAAUUAUUGGACUUUAGAUCCCUUAGCCGAGGAUAUGUUUGAUAAUGGAAGUUUUCUGAGGCGUCGGAAGAGGUAUAAAAGACCGGCGCCGUCGCUACAGCACGCGCAUGCUGUGGUCGCGAUGUUGGCGAGGGAGGCCUACGCCCCGCUGCUUCCUCUACCGUGUUACCUUCCCCCGGCUCCUAUCUUAACGCUUCCACGCCCUCCGCCAGCCACGUUACGUCCUGUACCGCUGCCUCCGAGAGUUGCAGAAACGACAGAGCCUAGAGGGAAAAGAUCAAGGAACGGAUUCUCUAUCGAAUCCAUAAUUGGACCUCAGGAUGCGUCUGCAGUAUCGGAGCCAAGGAGAAGCGCAUUCUCCCCGCUGCAUCAGGGGUCGGGGCCGCCGGAUGAUUGGGCAAGGUGAAUGUAUCUGAGCGGGUGUACAUCCAGUCCACCCCCGUUCUGAAGCUUGCUACCGGACCACGUGCUAAGCCUCGCUCGAUUGACUGACUGAUUUGUGACGCAACUGAUGAACUGACGGUGUUUUAGUGUAUAUUGUACGAUAUUGUGUAGAUAUUUUGCGAAGAUUAAGACGGGUAUUAUUAGAGCUUCAGCCAAAUAUUGAAUAGUGGUAGGAUUGAAUUGACCAAAGUAUUUUAAAGUUACCAAACAGUUUCUAUAAAGCUUUUCAGUGCCGAAAAGUAAGUAUUGAUGAUAACUAUAUUUCUUUUGUGAUUUAUAUAAUAAUUGUGCACAUUUUUUAAAAUAUUGUGUUCAUGAUAUAAUUAUCGCAUUCCUAAUUUAAUAAUAUUAAUUAAAUGCAUACUUUUAAAAUAAGGGUUACGUCCGUAAAUUAGAUGUAAGAUUUCAACGUGCCAAAUAUGUUGUUUUGCUACUUUUUAGAAAAACAUUUAGGUAUUCUUUUAAUAAAUUUUUAUUUUGUACCUCGUUUCUUUUUAAUAGGUAUUACAAAAUCUAUUAAACAUUAAUAAGUCUAGAUUCCAUUUUUAAACAUUAAUUUGAAUUUGAAUUAAACAAAAAAAAAGUAUUUUAAAGAAACAACUUCAUAUCUUGUAAACUCGCUUCCACAUUAUAUUUAUAAUUAAUAUUUGAAUUAUAUAAUAUAUGUUACAUUUUAAAUAAAAAAAUAAGUUAUUGGAAUAUGAUUUUUAUAUUUUAAUAAUAUUUCUAUAACAAAUAAAACAGUUAAUCAUUGAUAGGUAAUGUUUUUGCAGCUUUUGUUAAGCUGAACAUAUUUUGUAUACGUACAAGAAACUAAAUUAAUUUCAUAAGAACAAAAAUGCCUUUUUAAUUUUUCCAUAAAAUAAAAAAAAAAACAGUAGGUAUUACAAUCGGUCUACGAUUUAAAUCGUUUCGAAGUUUUUAGCGAAAAUGAUUUUAUUAAAAAGUAGCAAUAAUUACAAUAUGUCUAGUCAUUUUAUGUACAAAGUAGCGUCGAAUAUUAUAUUAAUUAAUAUGUAAAUAUUUUCUUAACUUUUUAUUGUAAGUAGAUAAGCAAUAAUUUGUCUAGUUGUAGAUUUAUUGGAAUAGAUAUUAUAAGAAUGAAAAUUACCAUUGAAACAAUCGUAAAUACGCGAUUUGUACGAAAUAUGAUGUAAAAUGCACUGCAAAAAAUACUUUUAAAAAUGUCACUACUGUAGUAUAUUUUUGUGUAUAUCUAACUUACGUACUGUAAGAUAAUGAACUAAGUAUAAAAUAUUGCGAAUCAUUAUAUUAAUUUUAUUUCACAUUCUAAU